UGUCAGAUUAGUUUUGUUGUUCUGAAGUACUUUGCUGUGGUGACAUAUCUGCUACGUACUCGCUGCGGCUUGUGAGUGUGUGCUUAUUCUCCCGAGCUUUGGCGCAGAACACGUGCAACAAAUGUGUGCGCGCUGACCAGCAGGAUGUAUCGUGCUUAAAAAAACCCAGCCAAUUUCAAUCGCUGGCCCGUGUGACGAAUGCAGCCCGCCGUGUCAUUUUAUGGGCCCAUCAAGCUUAACGUGCGUCAGUUAUGUUUACUGGACGGGUCAAAUGUGGUGGUUAAUUUCAAAGGAAUGGCAACUGAUUCACAACGAUUCCAGCCCAUCGAGCGAUUCAGUUUGAUCCAAACACUCAAUUUGAAUUGGGCGAUCGCGUCUAUGGAGUAACACAGCAGAAGUGUAAUGUAAGACGCGUCGUUCGUCAAUCCAGGAAAGUGACUUGUUACAUAAAUGUUGUGUCCAAAUCAGUGUAAAUGUGGCUGAACCGGAGUUUGGACGAUUUAUUUAGCCAGACUGUCGGAGGUUUCUGCUUGACGUUUACUUCUUUCCCACGCCUUCUCUGUGGACUCAUACUGUGGGAGUGGAUGCCAUGUUUCAUUUGUCUGGAAUUGCCUGCUCGGUUUAUCAGCCACGCGCUGAACAGAUUGACAAACUAUCAAAGUGGGUUUAGACGUUUUAUAAUAAACCCCGUGAUGGCCACAUCAUCAGCAUAGUGUUGCACAAAGAUCCAAAGUCAGUUUCUUAAUUCGGAGAAUUACGAGUAUUUAUUUUUGCCGCUAUUUUCUCCACAUAUUCUAGAUUGAUUCGUACUGUUCUUAUUCUCACUUGCUCACUAAUGUGUGAAACUUUUUAGGAGAGGAGUGAAAAUCCACGGUUGCCAGUGGCUGUAAAUUAUCGAGCCACAUUCUCUGGUCAGUGCAGCUUUCACAAAUGACGUUUGACUUCAGCCACAUCAGUAAUGGCUUCAGUGAGAGGCUGCCUAAUGUAAAUAUUGCGUUAAUGUACCAACAGUGGUUUGCGGAGUCACUUGCUGUUAAUCAUUGCUCAACACAGAGCUUGUCAGACACAACAUGCCCCAGAGUUAAUCAUGGUUAUAGAUCCCUGCUUUUUAUGUAGAGGACGUAUUUAACAGCUUCAGCCGUUCCAGUCGUUUGGUCCUUUCAGUAAACGUGUGCGGCAGCAUUGGCAGCCGUGACUCCAAGGGUCAGAAACGCACUUUGAGAUUCACGUGUUUGAAUGACAAGUCAUAUGGAGUAAGUAAUUCCAAAUGUCUCAAUGGCUCUCCGUGAGACAGAAAACCUGCUAUUCAAAGGUGAACACAAAUGACUUGUGCUUUUUUUUUUUUCCCCUCUCUCCACUCUCCAGCUGAUUCUUUCAGGGCUGAGAAGGAAUUUUAAGUCACCUCAGAAAUAUUUCCAGUCCUCUCAUUUCCAUUUUUGGCUGUUAUGUUAAACAAGAAAAGAUAAAAAAAAAAAAAAACAAAAAAAAACAUUUCAUACUCGCGCACACACUGAGGCGAAGAUCGCCGUGUAUAAUUAAAAGCCAAUUUUGUUGAAUUGAUUAGAUGAUGUUAAUCAGAAGAGAUAAUAUCUUAAAAGCAGUGGGAAGGAGGGGGGGAGACGGAGGGAGUGUGUGAAGAGUGAACAGGAGUGACAAUCCAGCCGCCAUUACAAGCUGCUGAUUUCUGCAGAGUGCUUCAUAAAAUGUCAGAGCGCUUCUCCCUGAGCAAGACACUGAAAAAUGGCAGAGCUGUGAUGUGCUGGCACCUCACCUGCUGCUGCCGCUGCUUCUGCUGCGUGAGCUCUGCACGCGCGCGUGUGUGUGUGUGUGAGUGAGUGCUAGCGUGCGCGGGCGCGCGUGCACGUGUGUGUAUACGUGUGUGUGUCCACUUUGGCCUCCCUCCCAUGUUGCAGUGAAGCAGAACAGAGUGGCUGACUGCCCGCUGCUUUUCUCUCUCUCCCCCUCUCUGUCAAUACAACACUUCUCUCUUCCAACCAGUCAUUUUCACAUGUUCGACAUUAAGUAAAUCAGCAAUUGAACAGUAGAGAAAAAAAAAACCCCUGAUUGACAGAUUGGGUUUAAGACUUCAGCAGUCGGCUGUAUGUUAUCAAAUUGUCGGUCAGAAACUCAAUAGCGUUUCAAUAAAUAUCCUUCCUGGUGCGAAUUUUGUGUCACUGAAAAAAAAAAACAAAAAAACAAACACACUAUGUCUGAUGUUUACACAUCAGGAAGGCUGUUUACUUCUCGAUGUGAAACACAAACCUACCCUCAUUUGCCAUUCAGCCUGUGUCUGUGUAAGUGAUCCAGCAUCCUUUAAUAAGGAAAUAGAUUAUCUGAAUUACAAUUUGUGUGAACAGACCCGACAGUUUGCUUGCAAUCGGAUAGGAACACGCCGAACAUAUGGAGUCUGGAGAGCGGCUGGCCUCCCCCGUGCCCACCCUGUCUGCUGCUCGCACCUCCUCCCCUGCGGCCUCUUCCUCCUCAUCCUCUUCCUCCUCUUCAUCGUCCCCUGCUCCCCACUCCAAGAGCAGCUUGGCCCCGAGUCCCUCAGCACUGGGAUCCACCCUCAGUACCUCUGUGACUGAUCGUGUCAAUGGAUGUGUCUCAGGCCGUAUGUUUGGAGCAGCGGGAGAGCAGCCCUUCAUUGGCUCCGCAUUGUCAAGUGCCUUCCCUCUGGUCAACCACCCAGCCUUUGGAGCACUCUACUCUGCUGGAACAGGCCGGCCUGAGUUUGGAGGCCUGGGCACACUGGGCAUGUCAGCUGCUCUCGCUGCACACCCCCAGCUAGGAGCUCUUUCUGAGUGGUGGAGAGCUGCCGAAGCUCAUGGAAGGGGAGCUGCUGCCUUCUUGCCGUCUUUUAUUGGCUUCCCUCCAUUCUUCACCCCGCACAUUCAGCCCAGCCACAGCACCACUCCCGCUCAGAUCAGAAUGCCCGGGAAGAACAGUCCGUCGAAAGGUGUAAACGGAGCAGUAAAUGGCAGCGGGGUCUGUCCUACCACUACACAAUCAGGAAGCUUCUCUGCAAGUCCAGCUCCUGUCCAGGUAUCCUCCAAGCCAACCAAAAAUUCUAUUCCUCCCAAUAGUCAUCGUAGCAGUCCUCAGAGCAAUCCAGCAGAGCCACAGACGAAACCUAAAGAGAAGAAGUCACGGAAAAAAGGAGCUGAAACGUCUGUGGCGAGCAUCAGUGAAUCAGGCUCCUCAUCAGACAGCUCCAGUGACGAGUCCCUCAGCAGUGAUCUAGAAGACCUUGCAGAAGAUGAUGACGAGGAUGAUGACGAUGACGAGGACGAUGAAGAUGAAGACAAGCAGAGUGAACUGUCGGACAGCGAGAAGCAGACAAAGAAGAAAACAAAGGUUUUGAUACCCAGCACUGGAAAUGCAAAAAAUGACAGACCACUGUGUGGGAAAACACAGGAAAAGAAAAACACACACACCCCGAAGGUCUCCUCCAACCCCCCCACCCUGGUCCCUUUACCCCGCUGCGUCUCCCCCCCUGCCUUGUCCCAAACAUCUCCAGCGGCUCUGCAGAGCUCCCGCUCUCGGACAGACACAUCACAGCAACACUUCAGUGUGAUCCAGUCCACUGGCCUGGCUGCCAACUCAAAGCCCCUGCCGCUUCUCACUCAGCCCCGCAGGGAGACAUCGCCUUCCUCCUCACCCAUACCCCUCACCACAUCUCCAAAGACACUCUCUACUACUGUCUCCCCCAAACAUCACAAACUGCUGCCCUCCUCCUCCCCACAACACCUCCCCCUCUCCCUCUGCUCCUCGCCGAAGCCUCUCUCAGUCCCUUCUCCCCCCCACUCCACUCACCCGCUUUCUACCUCCCCGAAACCUUUUGGUUUGACCUCACCUGUAACAAGCUCCCAGAAGUCACUGAAACCUCCUCGGCACGCGCUCACUGGCACUGGCAAGCCCAGCAAAAGGAAACUGCUGGAAGCUUCGCUGGCGCAGAUCAAUGAGUUCAGACUGAAACAGACUCUCAUGUCCCAAGGGCAGACAUUCCCAGCUGAGCUAAAGAAGCAGCAGCAGGGGCCAAACAAGUCUCCCAAGAGGAAGUCUCUGUCUUCAUCGCCAUUGCCGCCCGCACCUGCACCUCCUCCUCCACCCCAGAACAAUCACUCCAACCUCUUCCUCUCCAGUGCUCUGCUGGGGCUUCCUGAACCCCACCAUCCUAACGGAGUCAUCCAAAGCACCACUCAGGACGCACCUUUGGCUCUCAUCAGCAAACCUCGCAAAGACUCUCAAGCAUCUCAAGGCAAGUCCCCUCAGUGCGAAUCUGAAUCCGGGUCAAUGCCUGUCAAUCUGAGUACAGGGGUGGGCAGGACCCAAACAACCACCCCGGCUGGACCUCCCUCCCAGCCCUCCACUACCUCACCCCAUGCCACAGGUCAUGGAUCUAGAAAGAACAAGUGCCCAAAGGGUAAGGGGCAGACACCAGGGCUGAGACAAGGGCAAGGACAAGGACAGGGACAGGGACCGGGACAAACUGACCCUUUAGCGGCGUGGAAGGGCUUCUCUCAGAACCACCUUGUACAAUCCCUAGUAGAUUUGUUUCGUGGAGGAGAGUCCGGAAUUGGGAUUCCUGGAGUUAGUAUCCCCGGAGUGGGAAUUUCCGGGGUGGGAAUUCCGGGGACGUGUAAACCCACAGCUGGCCUCCCUGCCAAUAAGGAAUCUGACGACUCUGGAGAUGACGAUGAGGACGACGAUGAGGAUGAUGACCUUGAGGAGGAAGAAGAGGAAGCGGAUGAAGAUGACUCAGACGACAGUUUGUCAGAGUCCGACAGCAACUCAGACAGCGACGUCUCUGGGAAGAAAGUGAAGGAGUUAAAGCUGCUGCCAUCUGGAUCAUCUAAAAAGGAGAUGACUCCCUACAGGCUAACCAAAGGCCCAGAACUACUGAACACCUCAACAAAUCACACCUCCACCAGCUGCUCCCCUCUCAACCUGCAGGUCAUCAAGACCCCCGCCAUUGUCACCAGCUCCAGUGCCUUGGCCUAUCACAGCUCUCCGGGCUCAUCUUCCUACAGCCUUGCCUCUCCGUUAGGCUUAGGCAAGAGGAAGAGGGUGAUGGAUGAGAAGGAGUUGAUGAUACCUCUGGAGCUGGGGUGGCGCAGAGAAACAAGAAUCAAAUCACUAGCAGGACGACCGCAGGGCGAAGUAGCCUACUAUGCCCCAUGUGGCAAGAAACUAAGGCAAUACCCAGAUGUAAUGAAGUAUCUAUCCAGAAAUGGAAUAAGUGGCCUCACGCGUGAUAAUUUUAGCUUCAGUGCAAAGAUAAGGGUUGGUGACUUCUAUGAAGCCAGAGAAGGACCCCAGGGUUUACAUUGGAGCCUUUUGAAGGAAGAGGAAGUCAUUCCUCGUAUUCUGGCCAUGGAAGGCCGCAGGGGUCGCCCCCCAAACUCGGAGCGCCACCAAUCAGGCGACGGUGCCAAUGGUUCACGACGCAGGAAGGGACGACCGCCUAACGUUGCCAAUCCGCUUUUGGCCGAGGGCCCCAGUGCAAGUGAGGUCAAACUGCUGCGUAAGCUAGAGGCUCAAGAAAUAGCUCGACAGGCUGCCCAGAUGAAACUCAUGCGGAAGCUGGAGAAACAGGCACUGGCACGUGCAGCCAAAGAAGCUCGUAAACAACAAGCAAUCAUGGCGGCAGAGGAGAGGAGGAAGCAGAAGGAGCAGAUCAAGAUUCUCAAGCAGCAGGAAAAGAUCAAGCGUAUUCAGCAGAUUCGGAUGGAGAAAGAACUCAGGGCGCAGCAAAUUCUGGAGGCGAAACGCAAAAAGAAGGAAGAAGCUGCCAAUGCCAAAAUCAUAGAAGCUGAAAAGCGAAUAAAGGAGAAAGAACUGAGGCGGCAGCAGGCAGAGAUUCUCAAACACCAGGAGUUGGAGAGGCAUAGACUAGAUAUGGUAUGGGAGAGGGAGAGGAGGAGGCAACAUGUAAUGCUGAUGAAGGCGGUUGAGGCCCGCAAGAAAGCAGAGGAGCGUGAGCGCUUGCGGCAGGAGAAAAGGGAUGAGAAGCGCCUGAACAAAGAGCGUAAACUGGAGCAGCGGAGGCUGGAGCUGGAGAUAGCCAGGGAGCUAAAGAAGCCAAAUGAAGACAUGUGUCUCUCUGAUCAUAAGCCUCUUCCUGAGUUCUCUCGGAUUCCCGGCCUCAUCUUGCCAGGAUGUGCCGUGUCAGACUGCCUUAUGCUAAUGCAGUUCCUGCGAGGCUUUGGGAAAGUUCUUGGACUGGAUUUGAGUACAGAUGUGCCAACGCUGGGCAUGCUACAGGAGGGUCUGCUUAAUGUUGGUGACAGCAUGGGCCAAGUCCAGGAUCUUCUGGUCAAAAUGCUGUCUUUGGCAGUGUGUGAUCCCGGGCUACCACCUGGACAAAAGGUAAACUAGGCGAUGAGAGUGUAGUGAGAUUGAUAAUUGCA
Molecule: messenger RNA, 6410 nt
Organism: Cynoglossus semilaevis (tongue sole)
Lineage: Eukaryota; Metazoa; Chordata; Actinopteri; Pleuronectiformes; Cynoglossidae
Product: bromodomain adjacent to zinc finger domain protein 2B-like
Exons: 22
Coding region: 2401-6378 (1325 amino acids)
Cellular component (GO): rDNA heterochromatin
Molecular function (GO): DNA binding
Source: RefSeq, a predicted model, not a curated record